CCGCAACCCCUUGGUGGCCGUCUACUACACCAACCGAGCCCUCUGCUACCUGAAGAUGCAGCAGCACGACAAGGCACUGGCCGACUGCAAGAGAGCCCUGGAGCUGGACGGCCAGUCCGUGAAGGCUCACUUCUUCCUGGGCCAGUGCCAGAUGGAGAUGGAGAACUACGACGAGGCCAUCGCCAACCUGCAGAGAGCCUAUAACCUCGCCAAGGAACAGCGGCUGAAUUUUGGAGACGACAUCCCCAGCGCGCUGCGCAUCGCCAAGAAGAAACGCUGGAACAGCAUCGAGGAGAAGCGGAUCAACCAGGAGAAUGAGCUGCACUCCUACCUGACCAAGCUGAUCAUGGCGGAGAAGGAGAGGGAGCUGGCUGAGUGCCGAAAGACUCAGCAGGAAGAAAACGCGGAUGAGAGCCGGAGCCGAGUUCAGCUGGCCAGCAUCGAGGCCAAACACGACAAAUAUCUGGCAGACAUGGACGAGCUCUUCUCUCAAGUGGAUGAGAAGAGGAAGAAACGAGACAUCCCUGACUACCUAUGUGGGAAGAUCAGUUUUGAGCUGAUGAGAGAGCCUUGCAUCACACCCAGUGGCAUCACCUACGACAGGAAGGACAUUGAGGAACAUCUCCAGCGCGUGGGUCAUUUCGAUCCGGUGACGCGGAGUCCCCUGACCCAGGACCAGCUGAUCCCCAACCUCGCCAUGAAGGAGGUGAUAGACGCGUUCAUCUCAGAGAACGGCUGGGUGGAGGAUUACUGAGGGGCCGAGGGGGCAGCACUGGCCCGUCCAGGUCCCCCCCCAGAUGGCACAGAUGGCUCUCGCUGGGCUGGCACCAUGCCUUACUCGCUCUCCGGCUGUUCCCCCUCUGCUCCAGGUGCCCAGAGACCCAGCAGAAGCGCUGGGAAAGGGCACAUCGCCAUCUCCCCUUCCCGAGGAGCUGCAGCGCCUGGGAGGGUACAAAGGCUCCCCGGGCUCCCCUCUCCACCAGCUCCUCGCGGAUCACAGCACUUGGAGGAAGAUCUGCCUGGCACUUUGGAGAAGGCUGGCUGGUGGUGGUGUCCUGGAAGGUUGCACCAGCAUCUUCAUCAUCCAGACCAGCAGGCUCCCCCUUGGCUACGGCAGCUGACAGUCCCCAAAGAUCACAUCCUGCUCCAGGGAGGUGCUGCGAGGAGCUUGCCGGGAUGAGCGCCUGGUGCUGGUCGGGCCCAGUGCCCUCCCCAUGUACAUAGUUAUUUCUUUCUUCCACCUCCUGCCUGGCCAGGGUCGGGUCCUCCUCUUCCCUGUAAAUAGUCACUUGCCAGGGUGGGAGACCCACGUUCCUUCUGCAGAUGCCGACUUGCCCUCCGGCUUUUCCUGGGAAACAACUGCCCCUGGGCUGGAAGGGGCUGGUUUAUGCUUCCCCUUGCCUGCUGGGACUGUGGUUCCCUGUGAACAACUGCCUGGGUUCAAAUUUUUCCUUUUAAUGAAAUCUCUUUGAAAAAAAACCUACAAAACAACAACUCUGCAUCCGACAGACUCCAGCGUUUUGGUCGGCCGACAGCCUGCCUGGCUUUGAGCGCCCUCUGAAAGUUUGCCAAUGUCAAUUAAAAAAAAAA
This is a messenger RNA of Athene cunicularia (burrowing owl), 1590 nucleotides long. It is a transcript of the gene STUB1, whose product is annotated as STIP1 homology and U-box containing protein 1. Gene Ontology annotation, biological process: cellular response to misfolded protein; protein quality control for misfolded or incompletely synthesized proteins; protein polyubiquitination. The coding region runs from base 56 to 754 and encodes 232 amino acids. Lineage: Eukaryota; Metazoa; Chordata; Aves; Strigiformes; Strigidae. Gene Ontology annotation, cellular component: Z disc; cytoplasm. The transcript has 6 exons. Gene Ontology annotation, molecular function: ubiquitin protein ligase activity; protein-folding chaperone binding. The record is from RefSeq and is a predicted model, not a curated record.